This is a messenger RNA of Lentinula edodes (shiitake mushroom), 309 nucleotides long. RefSeq lists its product as uncharacterized. NCBI's taxonomy places the organism in Eukaryota, Fungi, Basidiomycota, Agaricomycetes, Agaricales, Omphalotaceae. The transcript has 4 exons. The coding region runs from base 1 to 309 and encodes 102 amino acids. The record is from RefSeq and is a predicted model, not a curated record.
AUGGAAGAGCAUUAUGGGCAAGCACUAUAUGCAAGAGCUCUGGAUUAUGUUCGCCAAGUUCAUGAUAAGAAGACUGGAUCUUCCCGCAGCUCAGAAGAUAAUGGGCGUGGCAUAUGCCCUAAAGAGAAGUUGUUCAAAGGCUAUAUCGAACUCGAGACCAAUCUUUGGGAGUUUGACUGCGUUAGGAAGCUCUCAGGUGCUUUGGUUUUCCCAAUACUCACAUUCAUUCAGUUUGACCCCGCCAACUCUUCUGCAUGGAUCAGAUGCGCCAAAAUUGAAUCACAAGUGGAAGACUUUGCCCGUACUUGA